Molecule: messenger RNA, 3460 nt
Organism: Drosophila erecta
Lineage: Eukaryota; Metazoa; Arthropoda; Insecta; Diptera; Drosophilidae
Product: leukocyte receptor cluster member 8 homolog
Exons: 6
Coding region: 366-3008 (880 amino acids)
Cellular component (GO): nucleus
Source: RefSeq, a predicted model, not a curated record
UUUUCGACGCAGCAAACUGUGGUCACACUUCGCUCCGUGACAUCUCUAUCAUCGAUUAUUCUGUCUCUUUUUCUUCAUACGAAAAAAUAGUUCAACUGUUCAGACGUGUUUAGAUGUCGUGAUAAAUCCAAGCAAAAAGUUGCGUAUUCCGAGUGUUUUCGUGCGUAUGCAGAUAGAUAUUUGCAUUGCCCAACCGUUUUACAUAGUUAUCGUGGCGAAAACGGCGUUUUAAACGCGAAAAUCUAAGCAAAAAGUGCCAGUUCUCGGAGGCCAAAAAGUAGGGGCUUAAAUCGAAAAACCCAAAGGUAAGUUCAGGUAAAAAAGAAAUUAGCAAAGAACCAAGAGGGGGAGAUUGCGGGAGUACCAUGUCGGAGGCCAUGAGUGCUCCGCCGCCUCUGAUUCCGCAGCUGCAGGAGAUGCAGCAACAACAGCAGCAGCUGGGCGGUAAUCCCGCCCAGCUCGCUCAGCAGUGGAGCAACUACGCCUGGUAUGCCAACCAGAAUGCCGCCUACCAGCAGCAAUAUCAGCAGUACUACCAGUGUUACAUGCGCUACCAGCAGCAGCAGCAACAGCAGGUAACCUCGACGGUCAGUGCGUCCAAUGCGCCGCCGGGCUUCAGCAAUGCGCUGGCGCCACCGCCACCCCUACCCUCAGGACCGCCCCCUCCGCCGCCGCCGAAAAUCGGUUUGCCACCUGGCCCAAACAAGCAACAGCAGCAGCAGCAACAACAACAGCAGCAGCAAAAGAAUUUCGGGGGCAUACGCUUUAAUUUGAAUUUAAACCAAAAGCGUUUGGCCGGUGGUCCCAAUCCCCUGCAGCAGCAGCAGCAACAACAACAACAACAGCAGCAACAGCAACAACUUCAACAACUUCAACAACAACAACAUCAUCAGCAACAGCAACAGGUCAUGCAAAUGUAUAAUAACAACAACAACAACAGCAGUAACAGUAACAGCAACAAGAAGAAGCGCAAGCGCAACAACAAAAACAAGAACUUCGAGCAAUCAGCAUAUAGCAAUCCGUUUGCCAAUCAAGCCCCUGCAACACCCUUAGCUCCACCGCCGCCCAUUAUAAGCGCCAGCGAUGUAGGUGUGCCAAUCACUCCGGAUUUGAGCAAACCACCACCACCAUUACCCCUGGCCAUUGUGGCACCCACAGAGAAUCCCCAACAGCAAAAUCAACAGCAACAGCAGCAGCACAAGGCAGCCGCUUCUCCCGCUCCAUCCCAAACAUCCAAUUUUAAGCGGCCAAACAGUUUUCAAAUGGCGUCUAACGACUCCUGGCCCGAUGCCCUCAACCAAUAUGUUGCCCGUUGCUACUCCAAGUGCAACACGGAUCUGGAUAAGGAUCAGAUUGACAUUUGUCUGAAAGGCAAGAUUAUAGCGGCGGCCAAUCGCAACGAGCUGUGGACACGUGACUGGGACAACGAGCCCAUGCCUACGGUGCACAGCGAGAGGGACGGCAUCGAUGUAGUGCUAAGCAAUGUGGUACCGCCGCCGCAGCAGCGAAGCAACUACUUUCAGAAGAAGCAAGAGCAGGAGAGGGAGCGAGAGCGAGAACGCGAAGCGGAUAAGUCGCCAGCCAAGGGUUCCUCGGGUAUAGUGAAUCAGUUCAAGCAGAAGGGCAAUCAAUUCAACAAGUCUUCAUCCGGCUACGGUUCUCAUCAUCAUUCUUCGUCGUCUAAGUACUCCAGGAGUCGUUCGCGAUCGCCGUCAUCUUCAAACUCGUUAAAGUACUCGAGCAAGAAGCGGUACUCGCGUUCGCGCUCUCAUUCGCGUUCCCGUUCGCGAUCCCCCCGCUCCCGAUCAUGCUCCCGCAGUAGCGAUGCCAGCAAUCCCCCGGCGCGUAAGGUUAUCCGCAAAUCGGGCUCGAACGAAUCUCUGAAUUUCAUACCACUCACCGCGAAUUUAUCCCGCAAGCAGCAGAAAAUGCUGAUGAAGAAGGGCAAGCGCGCUGCCGCCAUGGCCUCCGCACAGAUUAAAAAAAAGGAAACACCUCACUUUUACUCCAACCAGUCGUCUGUUGGUGGUGCCGUUGAUGAUGACACAGCGCGCUUGCAACAGCGUGCGGCACGAUUCUCACAGCAGGGCUCCAGCUCGGCCAAGAAAUCGGUCGUCGCCAUUGCAAGCUCACCGUUUGGUCUCACCACGGCCAAGAACAAGAAGAAAAUGAUGCAGCAACAGCAGCAGUACCAUCGGUCAGCUUUCUUCGAGGACACAGAGGCUGCUAGCGGCUUAGAUCUUCUCGAUUUGCACAUUGUAGGAACUUGUAGGGAUCUAGAAAAAUCAUUUUUGCGCCUUACAAAGGCGCCGUCACCAUCGGAAGUGCGACCUGUCGAGGUGCUCACCCACUCCCUUGUUAAUGUGAAAGGCAAAUGGCGUGCCAAUCAGGAUUAUCACUAUGCGUGUGAUCAGCUGAAGUCCAUAAGACAGGAUUUGACAGUCCAGGGUAUUCGCGAUCCUUUUACGGUGGAGGUGUACGAAACACACGCUCGCAUUGCCAUGGAGAAGGGUGACCACGAGGAGUUCAAUCAAUGCCAGACGCAACUUAAGAUGCUGUACAUGGAGAUCGGUGGUAAAAACGCCAAUGCCCUGGAGUUCACCGCCUAUCGCAUACUCUACUACAUUUUCACAAAGAAUACUCUGGACAUCACCACUGUCAUGCGAUCGAUUACGGCUGAUCAACGCGAAAAUCCUGCAAUUGCGCACGCUCUUCAGUUCCGAUCUGCGUGGUCGCUGGGGAACUACUGCAAAUUGUUUUCCCUGUACAAGACGGCGCCUCUAAUGUCCGGCCAUAUGAUUGAGUGGUUCCUGGAGAGAGAGCGCAAAGCUGCUUUGCGAGUUAUCAUUAAAUCUUAUCGUCCCAACAUUAGCGUAGAAUAUAUUGCCAAUAUCCUGGCUUUCGAUAGCUCAGAGAAGUGCAAGGAAUGGCUUGACACUUUUAGUUUGCCAUAUGCCGCCAAUGGUGCGCAAGUUGAUUGCAAAAAUGCAGCUGCUAUUGCUAUUUGAGGCGAAUUUCAUAUAGAGCAGACUAGCUGCCAUGAAGCCUCAUUCGAUUUUGUACAUGAUUUUUGAACUUUUCGGAUGUUAGUGUCCUUUUUCGGACUGCGGAUGCAACUCUCUUGGCCCUGUUUUGCAAUUUUUGUAUAUAUUUCUUUAGAUCGCGAUUCCCUUUCGUUAUAAAAUUAGGACUUGAUUUACUCCCAUUUUUAAGCUGAAGUCUUCGCUUAUUUAGGACGAGCUGUUCUUCUUAGAGUUUAAAGACUUUAGAAGGAAACUAAUUUAACGCAAAAGGAUACAGAAACCAUCACAGGAAGCAUAUACUUCACGUAUUUAAACACAAUGUUGAAUAAUACAAAUUAUACCGCCUACUGGGGAUUACAUCUGGAGUAGUCUUGGAUUUUACUCUAUGAUCGAUGAUGCCAUACUCCGGCAAUGAAUAAUUCAAUGCUAGCAACGGA